Messenger RNA from Staurois parvus, 390 nucleotides. Lineage: Eukaryota; Metazoa; Chordata; Amphibia; Anura; Ranidae. The record is from the annotation of a GenBank genome assembly.
GGACAGGAGAAGUGGGACUGUGCAGAGUCCAUACAUACAGAAUGGGGACAGAUACCGAGAAUGACACCCGGCAUCCGGGACAGGAGGAGUGGAACUGUGCAGAGUCCAUACAUACAGAAUGGGGACAGAUACCGAGAAUGACACCCGGCAUCCGGGACAGAAGUGGGACUGUGCAUGGUCCAGGACUAGUCAUUGAGGGCAGUGAUGGAGGUCACUCACCUUGGUGUCUGUAUCUGGGGCAGUCUGAUUUGCUCUCGGUGUGUCUGUAUAUAUAUAUAUAUUAUAAACACUGAACUGGAAUUCUUCCUGCGGAGCUCAUAGAUAAUAAAGAAGGACUCCGCCAUGAACUGUGUCAGGCUUUACUGCCACACACUGAUAAAGCAGAGAGGG